GACGAGUUGAGUUUGGACAGUUACACUAUUUUGUAUAUAAUCUGUCCUAAAUAAGAUACAUAUUUGCAGCUGUAUUCUGUAAAAUGGUCGGGGUAAAGGUGAUCGGAAAUGAUUCAGAAUUCCAACCUGAGCUAGCAGACGCCGGAUCAAGGCUUGCGGUAGUGAAGUUCACAAUGGCAGGGUGUCGACCCUGUGUCAGAAUAUCCCCUGCUUUCAACAUGUUGAGUAACAAGUACCCACACGUCAUUUUUCUUGAAGUAGAUGUACACGUCUGUCAGGCAACUGCUGCCGCCAACAACAUCUCUGCAACGCCAACGUUUUUGUUUUUCCGUAACAAAGUGCGCAUUGACCAGUAUCAAGGUGCAGAUGCCUCAGGUCUAGAGGAGAAGAUCAAGCAGCAUGUAGAAAACGACCCUGGAAGCAACGAGGACUCAGACAUUCCCAAGGGAUAUAUGGACCUGAUGCCGUUUGUGAACAAAGCUGGCUGUGAGUGCCUAAAUGAGAGCGACGAGAGCGGCUUUGAAAACUGCUUAGUCAAGGACACCACCUACCUGGAGUCUGACUGUGAUGAGCAGCUCUUAAUUACUAUGGCCUUCAACCAGCCUGUCAAGCUGUUCUCAAUGAAGCUCCUGUCCUCUGACUUUGCCCAGGCACCAAAGUGUGUGAAGAUCUUCAUUAACCUUCCUCGCUCCAUGGACUUUGACGAUGCUGAGCGUAGUGAGGCCACCCAGAACCUGGACCUGGCAGAGGAGGAUUUCAAGGACGACGGACUGAUUCCACUGAGAUACGUCAAAUUCCAGAAUGUCCAGAGCGUCACCAUGUUUGUGAAGAACAACCAAGGGGAUGAGGAGACAACGAAAAUCAAUUACCUUACUUUUAUUGGGACCCCUGUACAGGCAACGAACAUGAAUGACUUCAAACGGGUUGUGGGCAAGAAAGGAGAGAGUCACUGAUAAGGAAGAGAGGAGGAGAAGACUGCCCUUAUUGCUGCGACGAUCCCUCCCAGGACUUCCCUCUCGUCUUGUCUGCCAAAGCUGCCACCGAGAGGGUUAGGGCCUGCUCCACUGUAACACAACACAGACAACCAAUGCUGUGUUCCAAAUAGCACCCUAAUUCCCUUUUUAAAGUACACUAUAUGAUCCAGAGGUGUCAGCGGUUAAAAUGUAGUGCAAUUGUAUAGGGAGUCAUUUGGGACACAUCCACCAACCUAACGUUUAUAUGAGCUUGUUCCCCUCCGCCUGCCAGUGAAGUCACCAAGACGAGGCAACUCAAUUCAUUCAAAACCAAUUUUUUUUUUUUUUAAUUGUAAUUCAGACAAACACUGUAAAUAAACACAAUCCUUUUUCAAAGGCAAA
Messenger RNA from Salmo salar (Atlantic salmon), 1355 nucleotides. RefSeq names its product thioredoxin like 1 (gene txnl1). The record is from RefSeq and is marked provisional. Lineage: Eukaryota; Metazoa; Chordata; Actinopteri; Salmoniformes; Salmonidae.